Uranotaenia lowii is the source of this 1740-nucleotide messenger RNA. RefSeq names its product out at first protein (gene oaf). The coding region runs from base 430 to 1284 and encodes 284 amino acids. Lineage: Eukaryota; Metazoa; Arthropoda; Insecta; Diptera; Culicidae. The transcript has 5 exons. The record is from RefSeq and is a predicted model, not a curated record.
UCGGCUCGUUCGGUUGUCUUCGGUCGGAUUGUCGGAUGCUCGGAGUUUCGGCUAAGGAUAGUGAUACCCUCUGCUGGAUUAUUUGUUUGUGUCCUGUUGUCGGGUCCUAAGAAGGGUGGGGGGUUGUGUUUGGAGAAAGAAUAUUCUUCUUUUGGGUGGACUCGGUUGAGGGUUUGUUUUGGUUUUAGUUUUUGUGUUGGCUUGUCUGGAUCUAAUGUCAAUUCGUUUUGGUAAAAGCGCCCGAUGAGUUUGUGCGUGUUUAUACUUAAUAGUAAAAUAAUUCUCGGAAGAGCUCAAAGUUCGUGUGAAAAGUUCAUCUGUGCUCAUCAUAAGAAUGUUUCGUGUUUACAGUCGAUUGUCGACAUCCAGUGCAGGCCAAAUGAUUAUUGUUUUGAGUAACACGACGGCGUAGCAGCUAGUGUGGUCAAAAUGUAUUUCAAGUCGUGCAUAAGCCGGAAGAUAGUGAUCGGAUUUAUCUGUUUCCUGUUACAAAUUGGCCACGGGAUUAGCCAGCUGGUCAUCAAUGUACAAAAUCAGGGAGGCGAAGUUGUGCAGGAGACAAUAACGUCCAGCGUAAACGAUGAUACGUGCACGCUGGAAUUUCAGCGUAGUGACGGCACACUCAUAACGAAGCUGAUAGACUUCCGAAACGAAGUCCAAGUCCUCAAAGCGCUCGUUCUCGGCGAGGAAGAACGUGGUCAAAGUCAGUACCAGGUGAUGUGCUUCGUGACCAAAUUUCAGAAAGGAGAUUUCAUCACUGCCGAUGCGAUGGCAAAAUUGCGACAGAAAAACCCCAGCACAAUCCGAACGCCGGAGGAGGACCGGGGCAAGGAAAACUACACGAUGACGGGCUGGGUGCAGCUGGAUCGGGCUUAUCCGAUUUCCCGGCACAUUUCCCCGCUCUGUCUGGAGGCACCGGAAGCCACCUAUGCCCGGGACGUGGACCUGAAGGCGUGGGCCGAACUGCCAGGAUCCUCCAUAUCGAUUCUGGAAUCGGCGGUUAAACCGUUCCCGACGACCAACACCGGCGGCAGCAGUCCGGCUUCGUCCCGCUGCAGCGACGUGUCCGCCAUCUGGGCUCCCUGCAUCUGCUCCCUGGAGAUGUGCAUCGGAUGGUAUCCUUGUGGCCUGAAGUACUGCAAGGGCAAACCGGACAACAAUCCGCUGCUGAACGGCGGCGCUGGAGGAACUUCCAGCUAUCGCUGUGGCAUCAAAACUUGCCGCAAGUGCCAUCAAUACUCGUACUACGUGCGGGAAAAGCAGCAGUGCCUGUGGGAUGAAUGACGACCGCGUCGAACGGAAUUGCCGACAUGGAUCAGCAUAAGGAUCGGGGGGAAGGAUCAACACAAUCGAACGACAACGACGACAACCCCGAAGAAGGAGGACCCCGACGACGAGAUGAACGACGUCAAAAACUCUACAACAACAACAACUAGCAUUAAGCCUUACGAUUAUAAGUCUAACGAAUCUAGCAUAAGUCCUGGCCGGAAAGUCCGACCGGAAACAGUCAAACAACAAAAACCGCGAACCGGAACAAUCAGUGAAUUUAGUUUUAUACUUCGAGAUGAUAGGAAACCGGUAACGAUCGCGGAUACAGAGUCCGAAGGUAGGAGCGAUCGGUUCUGGAUCGUCCGGAAUCGGAUGUUUCCGCCGACGGAUAUCUUAGAGCUCGGUGCAGCUUUUGUGUCGCCGAGGGUGUAUGAGAAGAUCAAUAAAAUUAUUUUAUAGCACAAAUGAGAA